AUGGCAAAUAACGAAUUAAUAAAAUUAGCAGAUCAAGCAUUAUCUAGAUCUACAUCAGUGACACAAAAAAGUGCUAAAAUGGAUACGACUGAAUUAACGAAUCAAUCAUCAUCUAGACUCAUACAAGUGAUACAAGAAAUAGAUAUAAUAUCAAGCUUCUCUGACGAAGAAAUAUUACCAAAAAGACAGAAGCUUAGACAUGUUAUUACAACUUCUAACGUAAGUUCUGAUGUAGUUAUGAUAGAAGAUUUUUUUGAUACUAUGAAUGAAGAAGAAAUAUUUAAAUAUAAAGCAAAAUAA
Molecule: messenger RNA, 300 nt
Organism: Funneliformis caledonium
Lineage: Eukaryota; Fungi; Glomeromycota; Glomeromycetes; Glomerales; Glomeraceae
Source: the annotation of a GenBank genome assembly